Molecule: messenger RNA, 2631 nt
Organism: Orbicella faveolata
Lineage: Eukaryota; Metazoa; Cnidaria; Anthozoa; Scleractinia; Merulinidae
Product: carbohydrate sulfotransferase 3-like
Biological process (GO): N-acetylglucosamine metabolic process; sulfur compound metabolic process
Molecular function (GO): N-acetylglucosamine 6-O-sulfotransferase activity
Source: RefSeq, a predicted model, not a curated record
GUUUUGGUCCAUCUUUCUGCAAUGUAUUCAUACAUUUUACAACAAUAUCUUAAGUUGUGUCGUAAACAAUGAUUUUUCUAUAGCUACGCAGCCCUUUGCAGAUGAAACUCAAAUAUUGACCCUAGAGAAAAUGAUGGAACUGUUGGUGUCAAUGCUAUAAACUAUAAAAUAAAACCUCAAAAGGGUCUGGCUGGUUGCCAUAGCAACCAUUCUAAGUAAACCUGUAAAACUUAUUUUCUCUUUAUGAGUGCAAUCGCACACAAUUGAUCUUUCUUCACCAUAUUUAAACAAAACUCUUUGGCCCCUUUUAGGUUACCAUACCACCUUAAGCCUAGAAAAUAGGAAUGAAAGUGACUACAAAUAAAUCUAUCUAGAUUGGAGUGUGUUUCCUUGAUUCCCGUGAGGUUUAUGGCAAUUUAGGUGGUUUUUAGCUUCACUACUUUGUCCUCUAUGUCAGUGAAGCUCAAAGCCGCCUACAUUGUCAUAAAUCGGCCUAGAAACCUCACGGGAACUAAGGAAACAUGCACUUGAAGCGAGGUAGGUUUAAUUUUUAUUCAUAUUCCUUCGUAUUUUUAAGCUUAAGAAUAGAACCAUUUUCCCAUACAAAUUCUUAUAUUUUGAUUGUUGGGUAGCCUGGGUACCAUCUGUACUAAUGUAUGUAUAAAGGACGCUCAUUCGCGAGCUUGGGUCACCUGUGAUGCAAUCAGGAAUCAAAUGUUACGAUAGCUACUUAUGGAGUCCUUGAUUGUGAAUACUUGUUAUUUAUUCCCUAACAGUAAAUUACAGUAAUCUUCGUUACUACUGACUUGACUGACUCCUAGUGCGCAUGACCGUAACGCAAUACAGCGACACUACACUACUGGUUGCGUAUUUAUUGGUUGUUGUAUUUACCCUACAUAAAUACAACAGCAACGUGAAUACAAGAUCAGCGGACCCUUUUGUUUCCAAUUCUGCCAUCCACAGACUCUAAGUGAAACAAAAAAGUCAAAAUAUUUUAAACGAGCUGUCAGCCCUACGUACAAUCAAGGCAUUUACAUACCCAACACUGCACGUCAUAGGCUGCUAUCCGCACUCCAGACGAUGAAUCAACAGGCUCUCGAAAUAAGGAGAGAAACAUGGUGCAACCGCUUCGAUUCCAAGAAAUUUUUCAUUAUAUCCUGUUCAAUGGGUUUAAUUUUCUUCUCUCUCACUUUCAUGUACACAUUCACAAACCCACUACGGAGUGCACCAUUAACGCAACAUCCCAAGAGGGUGAAUGUCAUGUUAAUGUCUUGUCCAAGAUCGGGAUCUUCAUUUCUGGGCGAAAUUUUCAAUCACCACCCUGGUGUGUUCUACCUUUUUGAGCCAUUACAUCCUGUGCAAAAAAUGUUCUCUGGACAUUCCUUAUUCGAGUUUGAUUUCUCCUCUCCAUCUUAUCAAAAUAUAGUGUUCAAAGUUUUUGAGGAUAUUAACAACUGCAAGUUUGCUAGUGACUUGUUUACUCGUUACCUCAACCGGCAAAAUCUACGCCACAGCCUGGCACUAAACUCUAGAUUUUGCUUCAGAAACGGCACGUCUACAGUCUGCCAGAAACUAAAAACACGACAAUUUGAGGACGUCUGUAAAAAUAAUUACAUCAUGUUUGCUGCGAAAAUACUUACACCCAGAAUACUAAAUUCUCGUGGAGAAUGGAACAAGAACCUUUUCGAAAGUUGUUCUUCCAACGGCGCGAGUGAAUGUAAAAUAAUUCAUUUGGUCAGAGAUCCAAGAGCUGUUGUUGAUUCUUUGAAGUCUCUGGCGUUUUUUAGGAAAUCACAAGACCCAAGACGCGAAUUAUCAUGGUAUGUAGAAAAAGUUUGCCAUCAAAUGGAGUUUGAUGUCAAGAUCGGGAAGUUGAUGAAGGCAUUUUCACCUGAUGGGUACAAGUUAAUCCGGUUUGAAGACCUCGCUCGCAAUCCACUGCGGGUAGUGAAUGAACUUUACAAAUUUACAGGAAUCGAAAUGUUAGAUAUCAUCAAGAAAUGGCUGCACGAGACGACACGAAUUAGUCACGGAAAUGCCUACAGCACCAGUCGUAACUCACAGCAAGUUGUUUCUAAUUGGAGGAGAAAAAUGAGCCCUGCUUCUGUGCAGAUUGUUGAAAAGUAUUGUGCAAGAGUAAUGGGACAACUGGAUUAUAAAUUAACUGGCAUGUCGCCGAAAAAGCAACUGAAUUUCAAUAUUUCACUGAUCGAUUAAAGUGGUAUUUACCAUUCAUUCUUUUGUUCGUUUAUUUAUUGAUCUAUUUUGAAACACUUGCAAAUCGGGCGGCAUGUAAAGAGAUGGAUGUUAAAAUAAAGGUAAACAGAAAGGAAAAGCUAUUAUUCUGAUAUUAUCUUUAAGCCGUACACACCAUGCCCGACACUGUUUCCUUGCAAUCCUUGCCCCGUAGCACGUACCAGAAACUCUCACAGCCGUUUGGAAUUGCCAAAACUGUUUCCACAAAUGAAAAAAAAAAACAAAAAACAAACAAGGCCGCCAAAAUAAGAUGCGUGGUGACCAUAUCUACAAGAACGCACGUGCGUACGUCUCGAAAUCCAGAAAAAAUAGAUAGUCUUAAUUAGUAUCACCCAAGUAGUGGACUAAUGCAAAUCCUGCAUUUUGAUUGGCUAC